This is a messenger RNA of Melanotaenia boesemani (Boeseman's rainbowfish), 742 nucleotides long. RefSeq names its product Tp53rk binding protein (gene tprkb). Bases 104 to 631 code for a protein of 175 amino acids. The transcript has 4 exons. The record is from RefSeq and is a predicted model, not a curated record. Gene Ontology annotation, cellular component: EKC/KEOPS complex; nucleus; cytosol. Gene Ontology annotation, biological process: tRNA threonylcarbamoyladenosine modification; telomere maintenance via recombination. Lineage: Eukaryota; Metazoa; Chordata; Actinopteri; Atheriniformes; Melanotaeniidae.
AUGCGGUGUCACAGUGUAACAGUUCCCCCAGUGCGUGCGCCUUUCCCAAGUAUAGCAGAGUUGUCCAAAAAAAAUUGCUCCACUUGGUGGAACAAUUGUCAGCAUGCACCUUACACAAGAGCUACAGCUUUUUCCCGAUUACAGGGUGACUCAAAUGCUUUUCAAAGAUGUAAGAAAUGCGGCAGAGUUGAGACAAUAUGCGGUGGAGGGAAAAAUAAAUGGCGCUUUGAUCAACCCAACAAUGGUGGUGAGUUCUUUUCAAGCAAUGGUAGCUGCCAACAAAGCUGUCCACUUAGAAACACUUGGAAAAAUGAAAACAAGAAGCUUAAACUCAGAGAUAAUCUUCAACCUGUCACCUACUAAUAAUAUUUCAGAGGCCUUUAAAAGAUUUGGGAUUUCAGAUGGCGAUAACUCUGUCCUAGUGGUUGUGGUACACAACAAAGACGAGCUGCAGUUUCUAUCAGACGUCACAGCCAGGGUAGAUGGACGGCAGGUUCCAGUGGAAGAAGUUUCCUCGUUGUCAGACGUUGCGAAGAUCAAAAAGCUGUACAAAGUCACUCCUCAGGAGGAGAAAUGUGGGAGUCUGCUAGAUGCAGUUGUAUGCAGAAUGGCCAUCAAGGAUAUCUUGUAGCUCCUGCAGUGCAUAUUUAUUGCUCAAAUUGAAAAUAUAUUGUAUUUUUGUCACAUACGAAUGGGUCGUGCUUCAUGUAAACUGAUUCAGUCUAUUUAAAUUUAUCAAGUA